CGGUAGUAGUGCCUACUGCAGAGUUCCACGAGGAGGCAGCCACCCCUCGUGGCAACCCCCUCGCCGUUGUUGCGGAGUUUUGCGCGCGCGCAAGCCACCCUAUCCAUUAUCGUUCAGCUGACUCGGCGCACUCGUCGUACGAAGACGCUCCUCCAGGUGCUUCGGACAGCUGCUUCGGAGCAUCGUCGCGACGCCAACGCCGCGAAAUUUCCCGAUACUCGAGAAGAACAGUGUCGAGAGAGUGAUCUUCAUCGGCCGCAAGAAGCUCGCACGCGUUCGCGUUUCCGGCUUGGUUUCGCGAAGUUGUGUCGCGCAACGAACAUGCACGUUCGAGGUCGUUUGCUUGUGGUGUAUUCGUGCUUCAUAGUAUUUGCGCGCAUUGAUGUGCAUUGAUGUGUCGCGCUGCAUAAUCAACAACGACGGCGAGGAUUGUUCGAUAGCGCGCUGUCAAAUCUCGUGGUAAAGAUGGUACGAUCCGAUGACACGCUAAUCUCGUUUCCCCAAAGUGUCAAAGUACUGCAUUUGUUUAAUAUCUUCCCUCGCGAGUAAGUAUGAGCCUUGGCCGUCGUCGAUGGAGACCAGAGACCGUACCGUGAACGAUGGUGAAAUGCACGUUUAAAUCUCGGUCGCUACACGAACGCGUGCGUCUAAUAGGAAAAAAUAGUUACAGUAAAAACAUCGCGCAUCCGAGAGGAACUUCGCGAUCCGUUGCGAAUAAAAAGAAUAUCGCGAGAAUAAACCGAGGAACGGCCGAUGAUCAUGAAUCACGAGAACGGUUGAGAGCAGCGUACGCGCGACAUAAUAAGAGACGUGAGAGAUGAAAGCGAAACGAUGAAGAAGAGAGAGUGGCGCUUCUAAUUGGAGGAUGAACGGAUUUUUCAAUUCUCUCAAAAACCUCGCGUCCGGUGCUACCGGCUCUGCCUCGAGAUACGAAGAGCUGGAAGUCGAAGAUACAAAAAUGAGGUUCAGUUUGACUCCGCAACCGGGAGAAAGUGGUUUCAUACAAUGGUUAGAUGCGAUGAAAAUGGUUGCCAAAUUACAAGAAGGAAUACCACCAGAAUUUCGGAAAAGAUUGUGGCUAACAUUGGCGGAACGUCAUUUGGAACAACGCGGUGUAGAUUGGAAGCAAGCUGAGAAGGUCUGUUUCAAUGAGUGGAGUAAUCCUGACGACGAAGAACUCGGCAUACAAAUCGUAAAAGAUCUGCACAGGACAGGCUGCAGCCUGUUCUGCGGUGCUGCUGGCCGGGACAAUCAGGCGGUUCUUCGUCGAGUUUUGCUCGGUUUCGCUCGUUGGAAUAAGUCCGUAGGCUACUGCCAGGGUUUGAAUGUUUUGGCCGCCCUCGUCCUGCAAGUGAUGGAUCGCGCGGAGUCCUCGGCUGUGAAAGUGAUGAUAUAUCUGAUAGAGGGUGUUUUACCGGAGGGUUAUUUCGCCGAUAAUCUGCGAGGUCUCUCCGUGGACAUGGCGGUAUUCCGGGAUCUUUUGCGUUCGAGACUGCCGAAAUUGUCCAAGCACCUUGAGGCGCUCCAAAGCGACGCGAAGGAUAAAGCUACGGGAAGUAGUUAUGAACCCCCGCUCACGAACGUAUUCACCAUGCAAUGGUUUCUUACACUUUUCUGUCACUGCUUACCGCAGGAAGCAGUACUUCGUGUCUGGGAUCUGAUAUUUCUCGAAGGUGAUGAAGUACUACUUAGAACGGCACUCGCUAUCUGGGAAGGUCUCUCGGAUCGCAUAAUGACCGUAACAUCGGCAGACGAGUUUUACAGCAUAAUGGGAGUUCUGACGAGAGAAAUGCUAGAAUUCACCGAUACAAACAAUCUCAUAAAGAACAUUGUUAGCAUGGGACCCUUGCAUGGUGUCACAAGUUUAAGGGAAAAGCACCGAUAUAAUAUCACUCCGUGGGCGCGCAAAUUGAGUGAUGAUGAUGACAGUGAGACAGAAGAGGAUGAGAGAUUAGCAGUAGCAGCUGCCAUGUUCAGCAUGGCUCAACGUAUAAAGAAAGAAUUGAUUUCAGACCGUAUACCUUCGACAAUAGGAGCAUUACAAGCGAUGGCACCUAGUAGUGAUCGAGAGCGCCUUGCUUUAGACAUUAGUACUUUGAAGCAGCAAUAUGCAAAACUACGUGAACGGCAGCGACAAGCUCAUAUAAUACUCUCUGCCGCGUGCGCAAGACAGACCAUGGUACCUCCGCCCACUUCCACAGCCAUGAAUCAUCUGUUAGUGGGCAAAAAUGCCCUUGUAAGUGGAAAGAAUCGACCAUUGAGUUUGCCGUCUGCCACUGCCACAUCAAAAUUACGCCCGACAGCCCUUCAUAGUCCAAAAAGUCGAAGAGAUAGACAAGGUGUUACGCUUCAUUGGAAAGAUGCAAAGAGGCCGAAACAAAGAGCCGGCGAUGCUGGUGACGCCGAAGCCGUUGGUGCAGCAUUCUUACAGUCACCUCCAGAAACGUCACCCAGUCGAGGUGCCGCUGACAGUGACAGUGACAGCACGUCGACGGAGCUGUGCGACGAACCGGAUCGUCUGAGUGACGUCGAUAGCGAAGAACUUACGUCAGCAUCGGAUUCUUACGUCAUGGCAACGGACGAUGAAAAGCAUACUUGCGUCGAGGGUUCAUCGACCUCGGCGAGUACACCUGCGCGCUCGUAUAUGAAAACUGAAUCGACGAUGACGGUCGAGGGGAAGCAAAUGGACACAAUUUUCGGAAUUGAACGGGACGAUAAGUCACCGUCCUUGUCCGAAAUUUCGAUCGCCAAAAUUACCGAUCAAAUACGAAGACUCUCGGCAGAAGAUGACAAUAAUACGACAGUUCCACAAAUAUUGAGUGUGCGUAACAACGACGAACUAUCGAUGGGAGAUUAUUCCAUGCACAUAGAGAGAUCACAGAUAAAAGAAACAGAAUCAAAGUUAUUGAAUCCCAUCGAUUACACAUUAAGUGAAGACACAGCAAGAUCGUCGUCGAAAAUUAACGUGAACAACUAUGACUAUUUGAACAUGAAAUCUAAUAUUGAUGAGGAGAAGACAGAUGACAUUCUGGUAGGGAGAACGGAUCGAUUGAAAGAUGUAGAAGAAAAACAAGAAGACACUUGGACUAGCAGUAAAGAUAGUAUAGGCAUUAAGACGGAUAUAAUAGAAACUAUGAAUAUUCUACGAGAUAAUUCCAGGGAACAAACGAGUACGUCGUUAGAUCGAAAUUAUGAUAAAUUUAUCACGCCUUUAGACACGAAUGACAAGCCUUUCGAAUCCUCUUUAAGAUUUUCCAGUAAAAUUUAUUUGGAUUCGAAAAAUGAUUACGACUCAAACAAUACGGAUCUUGAGAAUAACAGAGCUUUGGAUGACGCGACAGAAUCACGAUCUUUUUAUUCUAAGAGAUAUGUUAUAGGCCACCUUCCAAUUUCUCCGGUAACAAUGGAUGACAAACUGACGAAAUUAUCGCAUGAAGUAUAUAACGUCUCGGUAAACCAGGAAAAUCUGACGAGUCCUGAAAGGUCUUCAAAGAGAGAAGUUUUUAGUGAAAAGCAGCCAAUGGUACAAAUGAAAUUAUAUUCUGACUUAAAGAGAAGCCCGAAAUCUCCAGAAAGCACAAAAUCGUUCAGCUCCGGAGAAACAAUGGGUCCCGAUUCAAAGCCUUCUAGUCUGACGGUGAGUCCGAGAACCCCAGUUAGAUCGGAUUCUCGUGACUUCACAAUUGACAAAUCGGCUUGCUCGUCCAUUAGCUCGGAUUCUAAAACUCUCGUUCUGCAUUCUGUUGGCUCGGAUAUUCCACUCGACGAUUCGAGGCUGACUACGACGACGAAGAAAACGUCAUACGAGAAAUCGAGUUCGUCAACCCCAAUCAGCACGGAUUCUCUAAAAAACAAGUCCGAAAUGAGCCCAAAAUUGAUGAUAAGCAGUUCCAGCGAUUCGUGCAGCCCGUGCAAAGCUAAGUCUUCCGAGAGGUCAUUCAGUUCCGACCUGCAGUCGCCCGUAAGUGCCAACUCCAUAAGAUAUACUUCGAAUUAUGGAAAACGAGGCCAAGACAACGUGUCGGAUUCGCCAAUCGACCUGAGUACCGCGACUUCGCCGUUCUAUCCUAUUGCGAAUCCCAAUCAAAAAACACCUUCGCCGUACGGCGCAGGCAAACGAAGGUGCAGUAUAGACAGCUCUGAAACUUCGCCCGACCCGAAAUCGAUCAGCUCGAAGGAUUCAACUAAAUUUUCGGGGUAUCAAGCUAAACUAGACCCCUCAACUAAGCCAAUCGAAAGUAAGGAAAGCGAGAGAAUUCCCGACAGUAGCGAUCUGUUUGUGAAGCCGCAAUUCGCAUUGAAUGCAGAACUGAAUGCGAGUUACAUGCAGAAGAGCAAAGCUGAUUUGAGCUCUUACGAAUCGAUCGGUGGCGAAUCCUAUGGGAAGUGCGGGGAUUUCAUUGAUGACAAUGCAGACGAUCCGCUCUCUGAAAAGGACGUGGUGCCUCAAUUACCGCACGAGAAGCUUGACAAGCACUAUCUGAAUUACAAUUACAGACGUAGGGACCGAUCGAGAUUGACCGAGAGAAGCUCCAGCAGUCUGGAGAGAAGAUGCACCGAUUUAAAAUCCUCGGCUUCGAUAGAUGAAUUCAAUACGACUAUGGCGAAGAAGAGAUCCAGCGAUAUUUUAGAGGAUAUGAAACAUUUAGAAGCAAAGGCUCUUAACGAUGGCUUGCCCGAUGCUAAUUUGUUGACGAAGAAAUCGAGCGAUAUUUGGGAAGACAUGAAAAAUUUAGAAGCAAGACGACAGGAUACUUUUAGCAAUUCGGCGAGCGGCUUCUCAAAGCGGCGAUUAGAAAUUCCAGAUAUAAACGUAACGAGCGAAGGUAGGAAAUCUUACGUAGUAUAUCCUAAAAUCAACAUCGAUGAAAACAGCGAUAGUAUAUUAAAGAGCAUAGCUUGUAAUAAAAAUAAUAAUGAUAUAGAUGACGGCAGAGAAUCGAAGGUAGGUGUAUGGACGAAGGUAAAACCGCGGAAGAAAGGUGAUAACGGACGCAGAAGUAGUGAUAGAGCCUUAAAAAUUAUUCAAGAAAAUUCAGCCAUAUUGCAUAAGAUUUUAGCUUGCCAAGCAAAGAAACGUCUACCUGAUCUAGAGGAGAUAUCGAAGGAAAUAACCAUCAGUCCGAUAAACGAGGAAAUUUCUAAAAUAUUCAGUCCGAUUCUCGAAAAAAUGGGUUUAAAUGAGCACGAGAUAAACGAGGAAUUGGCUCGAAUAAAUUUUAAGGACUUCGAUAAUAUGAGUGCUACUAGCGUAUCGGAAUUUGAUGCAAAAAUUAACGAAGAAUUAUCGAAACUGUCUCUCAUCGACGAAACGGAACAAAUAGAUCAUUUAGAUGUAGACGAGAUCAUAUCGCACGACUAUCUGAAUACUCGAGAAGCGCUCAUAGACCAUAAGAUAAACGAGGAACUCUCUAAACUGUUGGCAAAUUACGAGGAAGAAUCGCCACCGAAUAUAAUUAAUUUAGAGAAAGGAUCGUCAAGCCAGAAUGUAAGCGAAACGGAGGGUCUCGAUCUUACCAGCAUUUCGACGAAUGUAUUUUCCUAUAAAUCCUCUAAUGAUUCCAUCGAGAUCAGAAAUGACUUGGAACCCACUCACGAUGCCGCAUCAAAUCAACCUGAAAAGUUUCCAUUUGCUACGUUAAAAUACGAGCAGAGCUUGUCACCCAAGAGCGACAUAGAUAUCUACAGAGAACUGGAGAAGCUCGACAAAAUCUCGUCUGUGCAAGUGUUAUCAGAUACGCGUCUAGAAAUACCGCCGAAACGAUUGUCCCCCAUUACUUACAUUUCCGACACUUCCACUUAUCCGGAAAUACCAUCCACAACAAGGUAUGCAACGAAAACCAAUCCGUUCGACACUACGCCGUUGAAGAAUACUUAUGAAUCUUAUAAGAGUUAUGACUUCCCGGAUAGAUUAUCGCCUCGGAACAAUCCUUACACAGCGUAUGAUAAAUCAGGUGACCUCACGUUCGAGUACACGGAUCCCAAAUCAAGAAUCUCUAUCGAUUCCUAUGACCUGCAUUUGAAAAAAAGCCCGAUAUUGUCGAAAGAAUCCUUGGAGUUUCGUGUGAGAUACGAUGAGGAAUCGUCAAGACCGACUGUCGGCGAAUGCGCCGUUCAGGAAAGUAAAUUGGCAGUUUCCUUAAACGUAGAUUCUUACUACGGCAAGGAUAACAACGAAGCAAUUUCACCGACAAAGUAUUUCAGCAAGGAAGAAAAAUGCUUAGACAUCGGAGACUAUUGUAGCGAUGCGGAUCUUCUACGUCAUAAGUAUAGUGCUUUGUCACCAAAGGAAUAUUCUCACGUCAGAAGUAUAGAUUACGACAAGCCCUUGAGCACGUUAUCGCACGUGAUGGUGGAAUCCGAGUCGGAUGUCGGCUCGUACCUAUCGACAAGACAUCGCGACUAUAACAUGCUGUCACCUAAUCGUCAAUAUAGAGAUGAAUAUUCUCUCUCUUCUAGCCCAAAUCAUUACACUCCGAAACUCUCUCCAAAUCUGACAGAAGAAACGAGAAGGUCUGAGUCACACCCAGAAUCUUCAAGUAAAAUAAGCGUCAGCAAAUAUGAAGAUUUGACGAAUAAAGGAUCAAAUUGUUACAAGAAAUCAACACUGAGGCUCGGUAAUAUGGAUGACGCAAAUAAAAAUGACGAAGACAUUGACACUCCGAGUCCGAAGACAUACUUUAGUCCUUUCCCUGUUAGAAAUAAUACUAGAAAACCCAAAGAACUGACGUUGAAGUUAGGUUUGUAUUCGCCGAAAAGUUCCGAUUUCAGUCAAAUGAAGAAAUCAUAGUGCUCAGCAAAUUAUAAAAGCGAUAGAGCCUUGGACCUAUACAAAAGUUUGCACGUGAGCUCUAUUACCGAAAGGAAUAUCUAUGUUCGCUAAUCAAUCGUUUCGACAGAUUCUUACACUUUACACGACUUACAGACUUUACACGCGUUACAGACAACAAAGCGUUUCAAAGAAUUUCAUAUUAUCGAUUUUCCGAAUUUAACAAAGUGGGCCUAAAUUGUCGCCUAAACAUUCUUAAAUUGUUAUUCUUGACAUUAUAGAUAAAUUAUACAAUGUAAGUUUAAUCAAUAGUAAUAAACGUGGACGUAGCUUUAAGAUGAUAAUUAAAUGAAAUAAAGUCGUGUAAGUUUUUCAAUGCUCGGCCAGGUGAUUGUAAACUAUGAGUACACUCCUUUCUUCAAAUUGUAUAUAAAUUUGUUUCGAUGGAUCGAACGAAAUAACAUGUAUAAAAAUGAAUAUACAGGCCGCGUUAUAUCGUAAUCAUGAUAAGCGCGAAAUAAUAUCUCCAUGAACGCAAUUAAAUUUGGGAAUAUUGCUGAAAUAAUACGUCGUGCGUUAUUGACGCGAUUACGAAAUAGCAAAUCCGGGCAAAGCAGAUUAAUGUUAAAUCCCCCCAUAUUCAGCCGCACGUUUCUCGCUUCCUGUCCUUUAUUCCAUCAUUAAAAGAUAAUGCGCACUUCACAGUUAUUCGAAUAUUCGCAUUUAUUCAUUGUCGUUUAAAAACAACGUUGGAGAAAUAUUAUAGCACUUGAAACGUUCAUAUACUGCAAUUGCUAAAAUUAUAAUGAAAUGCCUUCGAUUCCCUCCAAUUUUGAACUAUGCCAAAA
Pogonomyrmex barbatus (red harvester ant) is the source of this 7617-nucleotide messenger RNA. RefSeq lists its product as uncharacterized. The record is from RefSeq and is a predicted model, not a curated record. NCBI's taxonomy places the organism in Eukaryota, Metazoa, Arthropoda, Insecta, Hymenoptera, Formicidae. Gene Ontology annotation, cellular component: endoplasmic reticulum.